AUGCUUGAACAGGAACUAGCUCAUCUUCCCGAGGAUGUUCGAGAACAGUUAGCAAUCCUCGAAUUGGAGCUCAGUGAAGGUGACAUCACACAAAAAGGCUAUGAGAAGAAACGAAAUUUGAUUCUUGGAAAAUUCAGCAAAGGCUGUAGCGCAGAUCCAGGACAAUCCAAAGGAAGUCCAGGGACGCGUGCACAUCGACAGCAUCAACGACGGCUUACACGGGAUGAGACAAGGUUUCAUUCUGAGAUUCGAGCUGAAGCCGUACAGCAAGCACUGGCUGAGUACUCACAAGGUUACAAAGAACGGCCCAGCAUCGUUCAGCCGAUUAAACGGUCGACUGAGUCACGAGGUCGAUACAACCGGGCAUCUGAUUCGUCGUCGGAUGACGAUGACAGCUUAGUGGGAUCGCUGAAACGAAAAACGCAGCCUAUCGGGAAGCAGAAUGCUGGUCUAGGCGCUUCGAGGAACGGAAAUUCCGCGCCGCCAGAUGUUACUGGAGGAGCAGCAGUGGAAGCGAUGUUGCGCCGAGUUCGAGAACAACAUGAAAUCAAACUGCAGAUCCAGCGAGAAACGGAUUCUCGGUCAAAAAUAACAUCACCGAAAGCAGCUGAUGGAGUAAGUGAUGAUGUACGAGGAAGCAAAAGGAUCGAACCGGCAACGAAAAUCGAUGACGACGUUGAGCAGGCAACCCGAUUGAUAGAUGAAGUUGUGUACGUGAAUCAGGACUGCAUCAAAUCAUCCGACGGCCAAACAACACCGCCCAAUGCAAACAAUUACCAGAAUGCCGUGUUUUUGCAAAAGAAAUUGCCGAAGUUGUCGCAAAAGUUGCAGCAAGUGGUGAAUUGUUUACAGAGACCUAGCAGUCAGCCACUUCAGGAGUACUACAAGGACUACGACGCGGAGCUUGAAGCUGUAGCGAAAAUGAUCGACCCGGCUGCGCCACGACCUGAAGGACAAUUGAUGACGCCAGUCAGAGGUGAAAGUGCUGGAGCCGCCACACAAAAUCAACCAAGAAGUCUGGAUAGUGCUCUGCACCGAUAUGGCACAUCUGCUCCAAAAAGUAUCGCCGCGUUAGUCCUUGAUCAUGCAGGACGUCCUGGCCCGCAGGUCACCUACGGUAAACUGCUUAGUAGAUCAAAUAAAGUGGCGUUUAUGCUGUUGAACAAGACCAUUGCGAUCGGAAAAGACAAUACUAAAGCUCCCAUGUGCAAACCCGGAGAUCGAGUAGCUCUUAUUUAUGCAAACACGGAACCGUUGGCUUUCCUAGCCGCUUUUUAUGGAUGCAUUUUAGCUGGAGUUGUACCCGUCCCUGUGGAAGUGCCUCUAACAAAACGAGAUGCUGGCAUUCAACAGCUGGGAUUUCUGUUGGGUAGCUGCGGCGUUAAGGUUGCGCUAACGUCGGAAACAUGCUAUAAGGGUCUUCCCAAAGGGACAGCUUCGUCCACCUCCAGUCUCCCGAAAACAACACCUUCGGGCUCGAGUUCGCUAACCGGCAGUUCUCAGGAAAUCGUAGACUUGAAGUCGUGGCCGCGAUUGUAUUGGGUUAUUACCGAACAUUUAGCAAAACCAUCUAAAGAUUGGACAGCCCCACCAAGAGUAGCUGAUGAAAGUAUAGCCUACAUAGAAUAUUCGUGUGAUCGUGAAGGAGCUGUGAAAGGUGUCUGCGUGUCACGACAAUCGAUGCUGGCACAUUGUCGAGCUAUCACUGCAGCGAUGGAAUAUAAACAAGGCGAUACUAUGAUCUGUGUCCUCGAUUUUAAAAGGGAAGUCGGACUUUGGCAUGCGGUUCUCGCAGCAGUUUUUAACGGAAUGCGUGUGGUCUUUGUACCGUACUCCCUGAUGAAAAUCAAUCCAGCCAGUUGGAUGCUUAUGGCGACGAAACUACAAGCGUCCGUCGCAUUGGUGAAGUCUCGAGAUCUGCAUUGGGGCCUACUAGCCACUCGCGAUCAUAAAGACGUCAAUUUGUCAUCUCUGAAGUCGCUUUUGGUAGCAGAUGGUGCGAAUCCGUGGUCGCUUUCAUCGUGCGACCAGUUCGCAACAACAUUUGCAGCUCACGGACUAAAACCAGAGGCAAUGUGCCCCUGUUCUGGAAGCUCCGAGACGGGGACCAUAUCGUUAAGAAAGCGAACAGCAAGUGGAACCGGAAGCAGUGGUCGAGGAAUACUAUCGAUGGCCGCGCUAAGUCAUUCGGUUGUCAGAGUAGACAAGGAGAAUUCACUCACAAGCCUGACACUACAGGAUGCUGGCCAAGUAAUACCAGGCGGUUCCGUUGUCGUAGUCAAACAAACGGGUCCAUCAAGGUUGUGCCGGGCGGAUGAACUUGGAGAGAUUUGCCUAUGCGCUAACUCCACUGGCCAUGCUUAUUGGGGUUUGGAAGGAGUCUCGACGGCAACGUAUAAGGCUGAACCGUUGGGUGCAGAUGAUAAGCCCCUGGGCCCAAAACGCUAUGUUCGAAGCGGAUUGAUAGGCUUCAUGGGUCCCGAUGGACUUGUGUUUGUUGUCGGACGACGAACAGCACAGUUGAGCGUUUCUGGACGGCAACACUCAGCUGAUGACAUAAUUGCCACCGUACUCGCUGUAGAACCGAUGAGGUUUGUUUACCGAGGACGAAUAGCAGUAUUUUCUGUAUCAGUACUUCGUGAUGAAAGGAUAGUGAUAGUAGCAGAACAAAAGCCUGGCGCCAGUGAGGAGGAUGCCUUCACUUGGAUGUCACGAGUGCUGCAAGCUGUAGACGCAAUACAUCAGGUAGGCAUCUACUGCCUAGCCCUCGUCCCAGCUAAUCAGUUACCGAAGACACCUUUGGGAGGAAUUCAUGUGUCUGAGACAAGGCAACGAUUCGAAGCUGGAGAGUUACAUCCAUCGACACUUUUAAUGUGCCCACACAGCUGUGUGAUUAAUUUACCAAAGCCUAGAGAAGUGCAACCAGAUAUCGGUCCAGCCUCGAUGCUUGUGGGGAAUCUGGUGCAAGGUGUAAGGAUUGCUGGAGCACAAGGUCGUACUUUAGGGCAAGAAGAUGACAUGAAUCUCUUGGAAAUUCUUCGAUCGAGGGCUUCUUCGUCGCCGGAUCACAGAUUAUUCACUCUUGUUACAAGCAAGAAUCCUGAACAUGAUACAGCAACAUGCGCCAGCCUUCUGAAGAGAGCAGAACGAAUCGGUGCAUUCCUUGUAGAACGAGGUCGGUUAAAUGUCGGCGAUCAUGUGGCGCUAAUUUUCCCUCCUGGCAUCGACUUUAUUGCUGCCUUUUAUGGUUGCCUUGUUGCUGGCGUCGUUCCGGUAUGUAUACGAGCACCGUCGGCUUCUUCGCUUCAGACCACUUUACCGUCCGUACGGAUGAUCGUCGAUGUAAGCAAAGCAGUGGCGAUAGUGUCCAACAGCAGUGUUUGUAAACUUCUAAAGAGCAAAGAAGCUGCUCAUCGAGUAGACUCCAAAGCCUGGCCGAUGAUCUUGGACAUCGAAGAUUCCCCAGCAUCCUGGAAGCGAAAAACGAGCUCAGAACCGUCGGAACCUCUGCCUUCUGAUGCUUGUUACCUGGAUUUCUCUGUGAGUACCACCGGACAACUGGUAGGAGUUAUUGUCAGUGUGGGUGGAGCACUGAGUAUGUGCAGGAGUUUGAAGGUCACCUGUGAGCUAUAUCCUUCGCGCCAUGUCGCCUUGUGUCUGGACCCCUAUUCUGGUCUAGGAUUUGCCUUAUGGUGCCUAUCUAGUAUUUAUUCUGGACACCACACGAUUCUUAUUCCACCAGCUGAGGUGGAAGCAAACCCGUCACUAUGGCUAAUGACAGUUUCUAACUUGAAAGCUCGUGAUACAUUCACCACUUACGGAAUAUUAGGAAUAUGUAUUCAAGAGUUGGCGUCGCAAGUAUCGACCCUCAAAGACAAAGGAUUGAACUUGGCUUGUGUUCGGACUUGCGUGGUUGUAGCUGAGGAGCGACCGCGUGCCAAUUUAGUGAACGCAUUCUCACGCAUAUUUGCCCCGCUAGGACUUUCUCCAAGAGCUGUAUCCACAUCGUUCGGAUGCAGAGUGAAUGCCGCAAUUUGCAUGCAGGGUGCAUCUGGCCCCGAUCCAUCGAGUGUGUAUGUGGACGCGCGAGCACUGAGGAAUGAUCGGGUGACGUUGGUUGGCAAAGGAGCACCUCAUAGUUUAUUGCUGAUGGAAAGCGGAAAGCUUCUUCCUGGAGUAAAAGUGGUUAUAGCGAAUCCGGAAACUCGAGGACAAUGUGCAGAUUCACAUCUCGGCGAAAUAUGGGUUUCAUCUCCACACAAUGCUAUGGGUUACUUCACGGUUUAUGGCGAAGAGACGAGUCUUCACACGGAUCAUUUCAACGCUCGGCUUGCAUUCGGCGACACAAUGACGAGGUUCGCUCGUACGGGAUAUCUCGGAUUCUUACGACAAACACAAGCAAUAACCGAAGACGGAGAACUACACGAUGCAGUUUUUGUCGUAGGUGCACUUGAAGAAACCCUCAUGCUUCGUGGAAUGCGAUAUCAUCCAGUUGAUAUUGAGUCUACUGUAACUCGAUGUCAUAAAUAUCUAGGAGACUGUGCUGUGUUCACGUGGAGUCAUUUAAUAGUUGUUGUUGCUGAAUGUACUGGAGCUGAGAAUGACGCGUUAGAUCUGGUGCCUGCGGUGACCUCUUCGGUUCUCGAGGAGCACUACUUGAUAGUUGGUGUUGUUGUGGUUGUCGACCCGAAUACGAUCCCCUUAAAUUCACGUGGUGAAAAGCAGCGACAUCUGCUCAGAGAGAACUUUUUGCAUGAUCAGUUAGAUCCGAUUUAUGUUGCCUAUAAUAUGUGA
This is a messenger RNA of Necator americanus (New World hookworm), 4794 nucleotides long. RefSeq lists its product as uncharacterized. The transcript has 41 exons. The record is from RefSeq and is a predicted model, not a curated record. Bases 1 to 4794 code for a protein of 1597 amino acids. Lineage: Eukaryota; Metazoa; Nematoda; Chromadorea; Rhabditida; Ancylostomatidae.